CGACAAGCUUUUCACGUUAAAAUGACAGUAUUGAAUUCUGAGUUCGUGAGUUAGAUUCUGAGGUUGGUAAAAUUAAAUUGAUUAUGUAACUUGUAAUACCUCAGAGUCUAAGUGUUAAACUAUGCUGUAUAGGUGAUUACAGUUACGUGCUUUUAAUUAACAUAACAUGGAUAACAAGUGACCAUUUGGUCCGUCAAGAAAAUACCAUCUUUCUGAUGCUCAAGUUUGGUGUUGGAGUGUUCGAUUUUGAGAGGAAGGAGAUUUCAUGACCAAGAACACUGACUAGUCAGAAGUGAGAACUUUUUGUCAUUAAUGGAAUUUUGUGAAGCAUGGGAAGACACUUGCUCAUCAGUUGGCAGAGCAGCAAGGGUUGGGAGCUACAAGCAGUUGAAACAACUUGUUAGAAUGGGGCGACCUGUUGAUGCAGCUGAUAACCGAGGGUGGAGACCUCUUCAUGAAGCUGCUGCUGUGUCCAAAGAUCUGCGAUGCUUGGAAGAACUUCUUAAGCAUGCUAAGUCUGAUGUUAACUGGCAGACUCACGAGGGUGAAACAGCUCUCUUGCUUGCAUGUAAACGGAGACAUGGAGAAGAUGCUGCCACUGCUGUCAGGAUGCUCUUGAGAUAUGGAGCUAAUGUCAACAUUUCUGAUAAUGAAGAGGAAACCCCUCUAUUAGCAGCUUGUAGAGCUGGUUCGACUUUAGUGGUCAAGUUAUUGGUGGACACUGGUCAAGCUAAUGUGAAUGUGGGUGACUGCAGUGGUUGGCAUCCCUUACAUGAAGCAGCCACAACUGGAAAUUUAGACAUGGUGCAAAUAUUACUAGCAGCUAAUAGUAUGUUAGAUGUACAGGAUGAAUGUAGAAUGACCCCAAUUUUCACAGCAGCACAACAUGGGAGGUAUCAGUGCUUGAAGAUUUUGCUUGAUGCAAUGAAAGAAAGAGGACAGGAAAGACUUAUAAACCGAGGUGCUGAAGACUGGGCAACUCCUCUUAUGAUAGCUGCUCAGCAAGGUUUCACUGACUGUGUGGAGCUGCUUCAGAGUUAUGGAGCAAAUCCUAAUCUUCGCACUGUGGAUAAUGUUACAGCCUUGCAUCUAGCUGUUCAGGGUAAUCAUGUUGAAAGUGUUAAGCUGUUGUUAGAACACAUGGACAUUGGUCAGGUGAUCAAACUGUGUCAGCGUCAGGAUGUUGGUGUUUUACAACAAGCAGAAGAAGAGGCCACCACAGAUUAUGUUGUCAGUCCUCUACAUCUUGCCAUAGAGUGGCAAAGUUAUGGGUGUCUAGAGCUUCUCCUCACAUCUGGAUUUCCUGCAGAUGGACUCUUGGAGAGAUCAGACCUUACUCUUGAGACAUUACAUGGAGGAUUGUUUCUGUAUGAAACAGCCCUUACUUUUGCAGCAUCUAAAGGUGAUGUUGAAGGAAUGAAUAUAUUACUGGAAGCAGGGGCAAGCUGUGAGGCUACAUUGGAAAAUAUCCUUCCACCAUUAGUACCAGGCAAAGAGUAUAUCCUGCACAAGAUCAGUGCAGUCUCUCACGAGUUUUACACCUUUAGCAAGCCCCACUAUAGGGUGUCACACUCCAUGAGCUUUCCCCAUCAGUUGCCUUCUCUGAAUGGAGCUUAUCUAGGUUUUGCAAUUGCACCAGCCCCUCCACCACAUGAGUGUGGGAUUCUACCUACUGUAUGCAGAAAGGUAGGUAUAUUGUUUUGAAUGGUAACGUCAAUG
Messenger RNA from Limulus polyphemus (Atlantic horseshoe crab), 1719 nucleotides. Its product is annotated as ankyrin repeat and SOCS box protein 3-like. Gene Ontology annotation, molecular function: protein binding. The coding region runs from base 313 to 1704 and encodes 463 amino acids. Gene Ontology annotation, biological process: protein localization to T-tubule; regulation of cardiac muscle contraction. The transcript has 9 exons. NCBI's taxonomy places the organism in Eukaryota, Metazoa, Arthropoda, Merostomata, Xiphosura, Limulidae. Gene Ontology annotation, cellular component: T-tubule. The record is from RefSeq and is a predicted model, not a curated record.